CACCGAUCCACGGAAAGAGUCGAAGAUGUCGGCUCGAUCAUGUGAUCAGCUGUGUCCAAUCACAGCUGAUCACAUGGGACAUGUGCACUGAUGAUCAGUGUGCCCUGAUGAUCAGUGUAGCCCCAGCAGUGCCACCUGUCAGUGUCCAUCAGUGCCAGCUGUCAGUGCUCAUCAGUGCCACGUGCCCAUCAGUGAAACAUCAAUGCCACAUAUCAGUGCCUACCAGUGCACAUCAAUGCCACAUAUCAGUGCCCAUCUGAGCUGCCUUUCAGUGUCACCCAUCAGUGCCAGUCAGUGCCACCUAUCAAUGCCAAUCAGUGCCACCU
Messenger RNA from Staurois parvus, 326 nucleotides. NCBI's taxonomy places the organism in Eukaryota, Metazoa, Chordata, Amphibia, Anura, Ranidae. The record is from the annotation of a GenBank genome assembly.